AUGUAUUUUCUUAAGGUGAAGCCCUGCCACCUGGACGCCCUCACCUUCACCCUGCAGCCCGUGUACGAGCGCCGCAUCGGCGUGAAGUUCAUCUGGGGCGAGGUCAAGACGCUCAAGGAGAGGACCGCCAGCAUCAAGACCAUGUUCUCCUCCGAGGAGGACGAGGUCGGCUUCGACUUCUGCAUCAUCUGCUCCGGCUGCAACUUCGGACCCUUCAACGUUGACAUGAAGCCGUCGACGACGGGAGAGUCCCUGUGGUUCCCGACUGUUCACGAGUUCGGGCGCGCUGGCAGCGAGUGGGCGCACAUUGACGAGCGUUUCAUCGAAGGGCGUCGCCGUCACAUCUUGGAGGAGUACCACAAGCUCAUCGAGCUAGAGAAGAAGGAGGCCAAGGUGUUGGUUGCAGGAGCCGGCUUCAUCGGCGUGGAGUGGGUUACAGAGCUGGAGUAUUUCUUCCCGAAGCUCAAGCUGGCCAUCAUCGACUUCCUGCCCCGCAUCCUGGGCCCCCUGCCGGACAGCGCCGCGGGCUACUGCUCUGAGUACAUGGCCGCCGCAGGCAUCAAGGAGUACGUCAGCACGAAGUACGAUCCCGGCAACUCUGAGUUCUGGAACAAGAUCGACAUGCCCGACAAGUCUGAUCUUACAUACCUGUGCAUGGGUUUCAAAGCUUCCAACUACUUCAUGCCCCAAGAGACCCUCGCCAGGCCUGGCCUGGUCCCCGGUGGUGGCGGCUGGAUCCACAUCAAUAACAACUUGCAGGUGUGCGAAGCGCCGGCGGAAGACGCGGCCAAAGAGGAGAUUGCGGAGAGCCUUGAGGCGCUGAAGGAGGGCUCCAAGCCAGGGGGCAAGUGGGAGUUCAAGCCCGGCAAGACGUGGGCGGACGGCCGCAUCUUCGCCGUGGGAGACUGCAACUUUGGGUGCGUCGGCAGGUACAGGAAGUACAAGAAGGGCGAGGGCACGGGCAUGCACUUCGUGGGCGACUUCCCCAUCAUCCCGAAGAUCUCCUACCCGGGCGAGGAGCAGGCGCUGCACGCGGUGCGGAACGUGCAGAAGCUCGACAAGGCAGUCAAGAGUGGCAAGAAGACCAGCGAGGUGACGGGGCUGAUCAAGUCCUGGUGGCCGUGGGGCGCUGGCAUGUUCGCCACCAGCCUGGGCCCCCACGACGCCGCCUUCGUGGUGGCCGCCAACGAGAAGCCGAAGUCGGGCUACAUGGUGAACUGGUGGAUCCCCGCCGCGCUGCAGAAGGAGAUCAUCGAGACCACCAAGAUCGACGAGUGCCGCGACCGCUGGGUCGGCAUCCUCAUCUGGCACUUCGUGCACCACACGCCGGUGCACCUCUUCGGCCGCGGGCCCUGCUGCGGCAUCUGCUCCCGGGAGGCAUGGCCAGGCGCUGCUGGCUGGAAGCGGGCGCCGCGCCAGACUGCCACCCUCACCAACGCCUUUGAGGCCCGCAGCGGAACCAUGCCUGGAAGCAAGUCCAAGUGCCUGAUCAUCGGGGGCCAAUUCACUGGAAAUUUCUGCGCGCGCGACUUGAAGAAGCAAUUCCACGUCACGGUGGUCGAUGCCAAGGAAUACUUCGAGUACACCCCGGGCGUGCUGCGCGCCUAUGUGAAGCCUUGCCACCUGGACGCCCUCACCUUCACCCUGCAGCCCGUGUACGAGCGCCGCAUCGGCGUGAAGUUCAUCUGGGGCGAGGUCAAGACGCUCAAGGAGAGAACCGCCAGCAUCAAGACCAUGUUCUCCUCCGAGGAGGACGAGGUCGGCUUCGACUUCUGCAUCAUCUGUUCGGGCUGCAACUUCGGCCCCUUCAAUGUGGACAUGAAGCCGUCGACGACGGGAGAGUCGCUGUGGUUCCCCACCGUUCACGAAUUCGGGCGCGCUGGCAGCGAGUGGGCACACAUCGACGAGCGCUUCAUCGAAGGGCGCCGCCGCCACAUCUUGGAGGAGUACCACAAGCUCAUCGAGCUGGAGAAAAAGGAGGCCAAGGUGCUGGUUGCUGGAGCGGGCUUCAUUGGUGUGGAGUGGGUCACCGAGCUGGAGUACUUCUUCCCAAAGCUCAAGCUGGCCAUCAUCGAUUUUCUGCCCCGCAUUCUGGGCUCCCUGCCGGACAGCGCUGCGGGCUACUGCUCCGAGUACAUGGCCGCCGCAGGCAUUAAGGAGUACGUCAGCACGAAGUACGAUCCCGGCAACUCGGAGUUCUGGAACAAGAUCGACAUGCCCGACAAGUCUGAUCUUACAUACCUGUGCAUGGGCUUCAAAGCUUCCAACUACUUCAUGCCCCAAGAGACCCUCGCCAGGCCUGGCCUGGUCCCCGGUGGUGGCGGCUGGAUCCACAUCAAUAACAACUUGCAGGUGUGCGAAGCGCCGGCGGAAGACGCGGCCAAAGAGGAGAUUGCGGAGAGCCUUGAGGCGCUGAAGGAGGGCUCCAAGCCAGGGGGCAAGUGGGAGUUCAAGCCCGGCAAGACGUGGGCGGACGGCCGCAUCUUCGCCGUGGGAGAUUGCAACUUUGGGUGCGUCGGCAGGUACAGGAAGUACAAGAAGGGCGAGGGCACGGGCAUGCACUUCGUGGGCGACUUCCCCAUCAUCCCGAAGAUCUCCUACCCGGGCGAGGAGCAGGCACUGCACGCGGUGCGGAACGUGCAGAAGCUCGACAAGGCAGUCAAGAGUGGCAAGAAGACCAGCGAGGUGACGGGGCUGAUCAAGUCUUGGUGGCCGUGGGGCGCUGGCAUGUUCGCCACCAGCCUGGGCCCCCACGACGCCGCCUUCGUGGUGGCCGCCAACGAGAAGCCGAAGUCGGGCUACAUGGUGAACUGGUGGAUCCCCGCCGCGCUGCAGAAGGAGAUCAUCGAGACCACCAAGAUCGACGAGUGCCGCGACCGCUGGGUCGGCAUCCUCAUCUGGCACUUCGUGCACCACACGCCGGUGCACCUCUUCGGCCGCGGGCCCUGCUGCGGCAUCUGA
Messenger RNA from Prorocentrum cordatum, 2961 nucleotides. The record is from the annotation of a GenBank genome assembly. NCBI's taxonomy places the organism in Eukaryota, Dinophyceae, Prorocentrales, Prorocentraceae.